Molecule: messenger RNA, 492 nt
Organism: Heterobasidion irregulare TC 32-1
Lineage: Eukaryota; Fungi; Basidiomycota; Agaricomycetes; Russulales; Bondarzewiaceae
Product: mitochondrial F1F0-ATP synthase, subunit G/ATP20
Exons: 3
Coding region: 1-492 (163 amino acids)
Biological process (GO): proton motive force-driven ATP synthesis
Molecular function (GO): proton transmembrane transporter activity
Source: RefSeq, a predicted model, not a curated record
AUGCGCUUCUCCUCCGCCCCCCUCCGCCUCGCAAAGCCCCGCGCCCUUGCCCGCGCACAGCCAAAGCGCCUCGCCUCCUCCAACUCCACUGAGGCCGCGCAGAAGAAGGCCCAGGAGGCUCUCACCAGCGCGCAGAAAGUCGCGGAGAAGGCUUGGGCAGCGACGAGGAGCUUCCUGGGGCCCGUCGGCGAGCGUUUCAGUGGCCUAUUAGGCGCCUACCGCCAGCCGUUGACAUACAACCUCUCCGUCACGCGCGAGGUCCUCAAGCAGAUCUACGUCGCCGAGCGGUUACAGCCCCCGACCUCUGUCUCCCAGGUCACCUCCGCGUACCUCACCCUCUGGCGCCGCGCCGCGAGCCCCUCCUACUGGCGUGAGGUCGCGCGCUCAGGAGAGUGGGCACGCAUCGGCGUCUACGCUGCCGAGGCGUAUGGCAUCUACAAGAUUGGAGAGAUCAUUGGCCGCAGGUCGCUUGUGGGAUACAAGGUCCAAUAG